Molecule: messenger RNA, 2821 nt
Organism: Hydra vulgaris (swiftwater hydra)
Lineage: Eukaryota; Metazoa; Cnidaria; Hydrozoa; Anthoathecata; Hydridae
Source: RefSeq, a predicted model, not a curated record
UUUGAAAACAUACAGCUGACUAAAACAGAAAAAAAUAUUUUUGAAAGAUUUGGUCUUCCUACAAGUAAAUAUCAAAUUAGGCAUUUGAUAGGUUGCAGUAUCAAUAAAUAUAAAAAAACAAUAUCAAGAGAUAUGAAAAAGUUUAAAAAAAUUUGCUCAGAAGUAUUUUUUAAUUCAGUUUCUUUAACUAUUUUACCUGACAUUGAAGCUGUUACAGUGCCUACUGCAGUCUACAAUGCAUCAUUUACAUCCAGUUCUUUGGAUUGUUUAACCCCCAUUGGACCAAAUAGCAUAGCUGAAUCAUGUGCUGAUUCCUUGUCAAACUCUGGUACUUCAUCUUUUGAUUCACAACUGUUCCCUAAGUUGAGAAAUGACCAACUGACUCCAAGAAAAAAAGUCCUUAAACAGAGGUUAUCUAUAUUGGCAAAUGAAGUUGCCACAAAAAGUCCAAAACAUAAAAAGGAUUUAAAAACUUUGAGAGAAAAAAUUCGAUCAAAACCAUAUAGGCUUAAACAACUUAAUCAGACUAUUGCUCGAAAAGAAAUAACAACUCGUCAACUGCGUGAGAAGUUAAAUAAAAAUUGUUCCAACUUAAAGUUAAAGCAACUUCAAAAUGCUAAUCUUUAUUUGAAAAGGCAACUAGUGUCAGCCCAGAACCAGUUAUCUUCUGUAACAGCAAUAUUAAAAAAGCAACUUGUUGACAAAAAUGUAGAGAUUCAAGUCCUGCAGAAUGAUAUGUUGAUAUUACAGGAGAAAUUAGAAUCUAUACAGGAGACAGAACAAAAUUCAAGACAUUUCAAAAGUUACUCAACAAGUAUUAGGGCUCUUAUAUAUGACAUGCUUAUGUGUCAUGUUCCUUCUCACAGUGUGCCACUGCUACUCCAUAAAAUUGGAGAACACACAGGAUAUUAUUUCAGUGAUAUCCCACACUGCACAACCGUGGAGCAGAUGAUGCGUGAGCUAGGUGUUAUUUCAGACCUACAGACUGCUGAGAUAGCAUUGUCAACAAAAGAUCUUACUCUGGGUUUUGAUGCCACAACUCAGGAGGGUAUUCAUGAAAAUGCAGUACACUUUACAACUCAGACAAAAUGCGUGGUUGUAGCAAUUGACCAACUUGCUGGAAGUACAGCUAAUGACUAUCAGAGUCACAUUACACAGUCAAUAGAUCAUCUAGCAAAGUUAUAUUGUGACUUUUACCAGCAAAAGUACUUGGAAUUACGAAGUACUAUCAUUAGCAAUAUAAGUAACACCAUGAGCGACCAAGUUGCCACAAACCAUGCAACAGUAACUAAGUUAAACAAUUUGUGGCAAAAGUCAUUAAAUGAACUUAACUGUCAUCUUCAUCCAUUAGACACAAUAACCAGUGCUUGUAAGUCAUCGCUUAAAGCAUUGGAAACUUCACAAGGGAAUCUUUUUGGUAAAAACUGUGUUGCUGCUAACAUUGUUGUUCAGCUUAACAAACUCCGUUACAAGGAUGGUAAAGGUGACCCGAAGGGUUUUGUUAUACUUUUGGAUAACAACAAGCUCCCUAGAGGACUACUACCUCGCUACAGGGGAAAUCGACUACACAUCCUUUUUCACACCUGUGGAGUCUUAAUUCAUUACUAUGCUCUGUUGAGAACUUUCCUGCAUUCUGGUGUGGUUUCAUGUGGAGGACUGAGAAAUAGCUUGCUCCUAGACUUCACAUCAGGCACUGGUAUACGCGAGCUGUGUGCAAUAGGUUUAAUGGGAAAAUUAUUGACCGGUCCUUGGAUGACCAAUUUCUAUGUUGCACAAAGUGAAGUUGACUUUUUGUCUGGUGUUGAAGUGGUUAAAGGUGUUCGCAACAUUCUUAUUGAGAGUCAGAAGAAUGCUCUUUCUUUAUUAACCCGAACAACAGACUUUUUUGGUGGUUGUAUUAAUGAUCCGGUGUUUAAUUCUAUUGUUAACUUUUCUCCAAGAACUGAUAAAAUGAGAGACGCAAUAGUCUGCUGUUUGAGUGCUGUUGUUAAUGUCAUUGACCGGCAAUACAAGCGACUGUUUAACUUGAAUACAACUGAUAAACUUAAAGCCCAGACGUUAUCAGCACGACUUCACAAUAUUUACUCAAAAGAACUUAUGGGUAUGUUUAGUGCUGCAAAGCAAAAAGCACCAAAUGCUACACUCUGUUUCUUAUCAGCAAAACUGCGUGCAUGCAAAAAUAAAACCACUGAGUUCCUCUAUGAAAAACCUAUUGAGGUUGGAAACAAAUUGAUAUUAUGGGCCAUAUCCACUGCUAGAAAAAAGCGAUUUGCAAACAUACAAAAACAUGAGGAAUUGAAGGUAGAACUGAUUAAACAAAUGGCUGCCAAGCUUCAAAAAAAGGAGGAAAAAGAAAGAAAAAAUGUAGAAAGGUUUUACUACUAAUACUAAUUAAAAAUAAAAUAUUAACUAUACAAAAAAAAUAGAUAGAAGAUAGAAAAAAGAUGGAAGUUAUAAAUUAAUGCAUUUUUUUUUUGUUUUUUUAUGUCGUUUUUUAUAUUUAUCGUUAUUAAUAGUUCACAUAAACAAUCUCAGAAAAUAAGUUUCUUAUUCAUUAUGCAUAUGUAUACAUUAUCUUUUUUUUUAGUAUUCGCACCAUUUAAAGGCACCAAGAAAUUUAGUAGCCAUGGCGCAGUGGUUUAGCAGUUGUGGCGUAGUGGUUUGAGCAUUUGACUCUUUAUCCAAGGUUUGCGGGUUCGAUCUCAGCUCAAAGCAUAUAAACGUUAUCGGUGAAGUUGGAAAUAGAAAGUUAUCUUAAUAAAUGCUAUUCUUCAUGUGGCGGUUCUCUGUGACAAGACCAUUAGGACUUCUUAGAGCACCU